Plasmodium yoelii is the source of this 10806-nucleotide messenger RNA. RefSeq names its product 6-cysteine protein. The transcript has a single exon. The record is from RefSeq and is a predicted model, not a curated record. The coding region runs from base 1 to 10806 and encodes 3601 amino acids. NCBI's taxonomy places the organism in Eukaryota, Apicomplexa, Aconoidasida, Haemosporida, Plasmodiidae.
AUGAAAGAUCAUAUAAAAAAUGUAUGCUUUCGGAAAACUCUACUCAUUUCACUACUACUUAUUAUAUUAAAAUACACAAAAUAUGAUUAUUUAGAAAAAGAAAAUGGUGGAAAACAAAAAUACAACAGCAAUAUAUCGUCGCCAAGUUUACUAAGAACAUAUUUUGGUGUAUAUGUCAAUAGAAAAAAUAAGGAUGUAAAGGCAUUGAAGAAAUUGUUAAAAAAUGUUACGAUUUCUAAUAAUUACCUUUGCAUGGUGAAAAAGGUGGACAUAAAUGUUUACAAUAAAAUAUGUGGUAAUAAGAUAAAUAAAAUUAUAUUGAACAACGAAAGAAAAUAUGAGAAAAAUGAUUUAAAAAAAAAGUGCAUUACUACUGAAUCUUCAUCGUGCACAUUUGAUGAAGAAAAAAAAAGGAAAAAAUUAUUCACAGAUUAUGAAAAAAUAAAUUUAUAUAAAAAUAGUAACCCCCUUGAGGAUAUUGACACAAAUGGAAAUACAAUUAAAGGCUUUCUUUUUGAAUUAUUUGAUAUAAUUGAAAAAAUUAAGAAAAUUGUAAUAGAUGCAUCUAACAAAAUUAUUUCCAUGUGUCUAUUUAAUAAUGAUAAUUACAAAGAAAACUUAUUCGACAUAAAAAAUAAUAAGGAUUAUAAUAAAUUGCAUAAUUAUAAUUCUUAUAAAUAUUAUGAAAAUCCAAAUAUAAAUACAUACAACAUUAAUAAAGAGUUGUAUGUAUAUAAUGAGGAAUAUGCUCAUAAAUAUUUAUAUUCUUUUAUAGACAUUUCACCUGAUAAUUUAAAUGUUGAUUUUUAUAAAAAAGAAGUUCAAGGAGGAGAUAGAAAUAUAGUGCCCGAAAUUUUUAAAAAUAAAAAUGUGUAUAAUUUAUCUAAGGAUAAAAAGUAUGAUAUCCAUGAUAAGAUGAAUGAUGGAAAUAAAUCGAAUUGUGGGGUUUCAAGUGACAAAGCCGAAAAAUAUAUAUUUGACACUGAAACAAAUAGAAGCGUAAAACUUAAAAAGGAACAAUUUUUGGAAAAAAGUGAAAACUGGAAUGAAAGCAAAAUAAACCAAUCAAACAAACUGCAUAAAAAAAAUAACGAAGUGAUAUAUAGAUCGAUAGGAAGAAUUUUGGCAGAACCAAUAUAUGAAAAUUUAGUUUUAAAUACAGAUAGAAAUAAAGAAAAAGAAAGAGAACGAGAAAUAGAAAGGAAACAAGAAAGAGAAUGGGAAAAGGAAAGAGAAAAAGAUAGAAAUCCAAAUACAAAUAAAAAUAAACCUAAUCCGUUGGAAGAAAAACUUUUGCUGAUUAUUAAAGAACAGAAAGGAGAUCCUAAAAGUGAAAAUUCCGAACAAAAUCAAGGAAUUACUGUAUUAGAAUUUAGUCGUACACCGUCAAAAAAAAAAAAAAGAUCAUGCACAAUUUUAGCUGAAAAUGAAUCAGAAACUUCGGGCGAAGAUAAAGAAAAGGAUAAAAAACAAGAUAAAGAAUCUAAUACUUCUGACAAUAACAAUGGUGAUAGUCCAGCCUCUCCAGCCCCAAAUGAUUCAAAUUAUGAUAGUCCAGCUUCGCCAGCUCCAAAUGAUGUACCAGAAGGUAACAUUCAAAGACCUUCUAGAUUAAUCGCAGAAAAGGAAUCUGAAAAUAAGAGUGAAGAUAAAAAACAAGAUAAUGAAUCUAAUACUUCUGAUAAUAACAAUGGUGAUAGUCCAGUUUCUCCAUCUCCAAAUGAUGUACCAGAAGGUAACAUUAAAAGACCUUCUAGAUUAAUUGCAGAAAAAGAAUCUGAAAACAAUAGUAAAAAUAAGAGUGAAGACAAAAAGCAAAAUAAAGAAAGUAAUACUUCUGAUAAUAAAAAUGAAGACUCAAAUUAUGAUAAUCCCGCUUCUCCAGCCCCAAAUGAUUCAAAUUAUGAUAGUCCAGCUUCUCCAGCCCCAAAUGAUGUACCGGAAGGCAACAUUCAAAGACCUUCUAGACUAAUUGCAGAAAAAGAAUCUGAAAAUAAUAGUGAAAAUAAGAGUGAAGAUAAAAAACAAGAUAAAGAAACUAAUACUUCUGAUAAUAACAAUGGUGAUAAUUCAUCUUCUCCAGUCCCAAAUGAUGUACCAGAAGGUAACAUUCAAAGACCUUCUAGAUUAAUCGCGGAAAAAGAAUCUGAAAAUAAUAGUAAAAAUAAGAGUGAAGACAAAAAGCAAAAUAAAGAAAGUAAUACUUCUGAUAAUAAAAAUGAAGACUCAAAUUAUGAUAAUCCCGCUUCUCCAGCCCCAAAUGAUUCAAAUUAUGAUAGUCCAGCUUCUCCAGCCCCAAAUGAUGUACCGGAAGGCAACAUUCAAAGACCUUCUAGACUAAUUGCAGAAAAAGAAUCUGAAAAUAAUAGUGAAAAUAAGAGUGAAGAUAAAAAACAAGAUAAAGAAACUAAUACUUCUGAUAAUAACAAUGGUGAUAAUCCAGCCUCUCCAGCCCCAAAUGACUCAAAUUAUGAUAGUCCAGCUUCUCCAUCUCCAAAUGAUGUACCAGAAGGUAACAUUAAAAGACCUUCUAGAUUAAUUGCAGAAAAAGAAUCUGAAAACAAUAGUGAAAAUAAGAGUGAAGAUAAAGAACAAAAUAAAAAACAAGAUAAAGAAACUAAUACUUCUGAUAAUAACAAUGGUGAUAAUCCAGCCUCUCCAGCCCCAAAUGAUGUACCAGAAGGUAACAUUCAAAGACCUUCUAGACUAAUUGCAGAAAAAGAAUCUGAAAAUAAUAGUGAAAAUAAGAGUGAAAAUAAAGAAACUAAUACUUCUGAUAAUAAAAAUGGAGACUCAAAUUAUGAUAACCCCGCUUCGCCAGCCCCAAAUGAUUCAAAUUAUGAUAAUCCAGCUUCUCCAGCCCCAAAUGAUGUACCAGAAGGUAACAUUCAAAGACCUUCUAGAUUAAUCGCGGAAAAAGAAUCUGAAAAUAAUAGUAAAAAUAAGAGUGAAGACAAAAAGCAAAAUAAAGAAAGUAAUACUUCUAAUAAUAACAAUGAAGACUCAAAUUAUGAUAACCCCGCUUCGCCAGCCCCAAAUGAUUCAAAUUAUGAUAAUCCAGCUUCUCCAGCCCCAAAUGAUUCAAAUUAUGAUAGUCCAGCUUCUCCAGCCCCAAAUGAUGUACCAGAAGGUAACAUUAAAAGACCUUCUAGAUUAAUCGCGGAAAAAGAAUCUGAAAAUAAUAGUAAAAAUAAGAGUGAAGACAAAAAGCAAAAUAAAGAAACUAAUACUUCUGAUAAUAACAAUGGUGACUCAAAUUAUGAUAAUCCAUCUUCUCCAGCCCCAAAUGAUAUACCGGAAGGCAACAUUAAAAGGCCUUCUAGACUAAUCGCAGAAAAGGAAUCUGAAAAUAAGAGUGAAAGCAAUAGUGAAAAUAAGAGUGAAGAUAAAAAACAAGAUAAAGAAUCUAAUACUUCUGACAAUAAUAAUGGUGAAAGACCAGCUACUCCAUUUCCAAAUGAUCUACCAGAAGAUAAACCUAAAAGGCCUACUAGAUUAUUCGCAGAAAAAGAAUCUGAAAAUAAUGGUGAAAAUAAGAAUGAAGAUAAAAAACAAGAUAAAGAAACUAAUACUUCUGAUAAUAACAAUGGUGAUAGACCAGCUUCUCCAGCCCCAAAUGAUUCAAAUUAUGAUAGUCCAGCUUCUCCAGCCCCAAAUGAUGUACCAGAAGGUAACAUUAAAAGGCCUUCUAGACUAAUUGCAGAAAAUGAAUCUGAAAAUAAAGAAAAUGAAAAAAAAAAAAAAAUAAAAGUAUAUAAUACUUCUGGUAAUAAUAAUGGUGAUAGUCCAGCUUCUCCAGCCCCAAAUGAUGUACCAGAAGGUAAUAUUAAAAGACCUUCUAGACUAAUCGCAGAAAAAGAAUCUGAAAAUAAUAGUGAAAAUAAGAGUGAAGAUAAAAAACAAGAUAAAGAAACUAAUACUUCUGAUAAUAACAAUGGUGAUAAUCCCGCUUCGCCAGCCCACAAAGAUGAAUCAAAUUAUGAUAACCCCGCUUCGCCAGCCCCAAACGAUGUACCAGAAGGUAACAUUCAAAGACCUUCUAGAUUAAUCGCGGAAAAAGAAUCUGAAAACAAUAGUGAAAAUAAGAAUGAAGAUAAAAAACAAGAUAAAGAAACUAAUACUUCUGAUAAUAACAAUGGUGACUCAAAUUAUGAUAAUCCAUCUUCUCCAGCCCCAAAUGAUGUACCGGAAGGCAACAUUAAAAGGCCUUCUAGACUAAUCGCAGAAAAGGAAUCUGAAAAUAAGAGUGAAAGCAAUAGUGAAAAUAAGAGUGAAGAUAAAAAACAAGAUAAAGAAUCUAAUACUUCUGACAAUAAUAAUGGUGAUAGACCAGCUUCUCCAGCCCCAAAUGAUUCAAAUUAUGAUAGUCCAGCUUCUCCAGCCCCAAAUGAUUCAAAUUAUGAUAGUCCAGCUUCUCCAGCCCCAAAUGAUGUACCAGAAGGUAACAUUAAAAGGCCUUCUAGACUAAUUGCAGAAAAUGAAUCUGAAAAUAAAGAAAAUGAAAAAAAAAAAAAAAUAAAAGUAUAUAAUACUUCUGGUAAUAAUAAUGGUGAUAGUCCAGCUUCUCCAGCCCCAAAUGAUGUACCAGAAGGUAACAUUCAAAGGCCUUCUAGACUAAUCGCAGAAAAGGAAUCUGAAAAUAAGAGUGAAAGCAAUAGUGAAAAUAAGAGUGAAGAUAAAAAACAAGAUAAAGAAACUAAUACUUCUGAUAAUAACAAUGGUGAUAAUCCCGCUUCUCCAGCUCCGAAGGAUGUACCAGAAGAUAAACCUAAAAGGCCUACUAGAUUAUUCGCAGAAAAAGAAUCUGAAAACAAUAGUGAAAAUAAGAAUGAAGAUAAAAAACAAGAUAAAGAAACUAAUACUUCUGAUAAUAAAAAUGACGACUCAAAUUAUGAAAAUCCAGCUUCUCCAGCUCCGAAGGAUGUACCAGAAGAUAAACCUAAAAGGCCUACUAGAUUAUUCGCAGAAAAAGAAUCUGAAAACAAUAGUGAAAAUAAAGAACAAAAUAAAGAAUCUAAUACUUCUGAUAACAACAAUGGUGAUAACUCCGCUUCUUCAGUCUCAAUUGAUAUACCAGAAGGUAACAUUAAAAUCCCUUCUAUAUUAAUUUCAGAAAGUGAAUCUGAAAAUAAGAGUAAAACUAACGGUGAAGAUAAAGAACAAAAUAAAGAAUCUAAUACUUCUGAUAACAAUGGUGAUAACUCCGCUUCUUCAGUCUCAAUUGAUAUACCAGAAGGUAACAUUCAAAGACCUUCUAGAUUAAUUGCAGAAAAAGAAUCUGAAAAUAAUAGUGAACAUAAUAGUAAAAAUAAGAAUGAAGAUAAAAAACAAGAUAAAGAAACCAAUACUUCUAAUAAUAAAACUGAUGAUAAUCCAGCUUCUCCAGCUCCAAAUGAUGUACCAGAAGAUAAACCUAAAAGGCCUACUAGAUUAUUCGCAGAAAAGGAAUCUGAAAACAAUAAUGAAAAUAAGAAUGAAGAUAAAAAACAAAAUAAAGAAUCUAAUACUUCUGAUAAUAAAAAUGAAGACUCAAAUUAUGAUAACCCCGCUUCACCAGCCCCAAAUGAUUCAAAUUAUGAUAAUCCAGCUUCUCCAGCUCCAAAUGAUGUACCAGAAGGUAACAUUAAAAGACCUUCUAGAUUAAUCGCAGAAAAAGAAUCUGAAAAUAAUAGUGAAAAUAAGAAUGAAUAUAAAGAACAAAAUAAAGAAUAUAAUACUUCUGAUAACAACAGUGGUGAUAUUCCUGAAUCUCCAGUCCCAAAUUAUGUACCAGAAGGUAAAUUUAAAAAGAUUUCUAGACUAAUCGCGAAAAAAGAAUCUGAAAAUAAUCGUGAAAAUAAGAGUGAAGAUAAAAAACAAGAUAAAGAAACCAAUACUUCUGAUAAUAAAAAUGAUGAUAGACCAGCUACUCCAGUUCCAAAUGAUGUACCAGAAGGUAACAUUAAAAGGCCUUCUAGACUAAUCGCGGAAAAAGAAACUGAAAAUAAUGGUGAAAAUAAGAGUGAAGAUAAAAAACAAGAUAAAGAAACUAAUACUUCUGACAAUAACCAUGAUGAUAGACCAGCUACUCCAGCCCCAAAUGAUGUACCAGAAGCUAACAUUAAAAGGCCUUCUAGAUUAAUUGCAGAAAAAGAAUCUGAAAAUAAUAGUGAAAAUAAGAGUGAAAAUAAAGAAACUAAUACUUCUGAUAAUAAAAAUGGAGACUCAAAUUAUGAUAACCCCGCUUCGCCAGCCCCAAAUGAUGAUUCAAAUUAUGAUAAUCCAGCUUCUCCAGCCCCAAAUGAUGUACCAGAAGGUAACAUUAAAAGACCUUCUAGAUUAAUCGCAGAAAAGGAAUCUGAAAAUAAUAGUGAAAACAAUAGUGAAAAUAAAGAAUCUAAUACUUCUGAUAACAACAAUGGUGAUGACUCCGCUUCUUCAGUCUCAAUUGAUAUACCAGAAGGUAACAUUAAAUGGUAUUCUAGACCAACCGCAGAAAAAAAAUCUGAAAAUAAUAGUGAAAACAAUAGUGAAAAUAAAGAAUCUAAUACUUCUGAUAACAACAAUGGUGAUGACUCCGCUUCUUCAGUCUCAAUUGAUAUACCAGAAGGUAACAUUAAAUGGUAUUCUAGACCAACCGCAGAAAAAAAAUCUGAAAAUAAUAGUGAAAACAAUAGUAAAAAUAAAGAAUCUAAUACUUCUGAUAACAACAAUGGUGAUGACUCCGCUUCUUCAGUCUCAGUUGAUAUACCAGAAGGUAACAUUAAAAGACCUUCUAGAUUAAUCGCGGAAAAAGAAUCUGAAAAUAAUAGUGAAAAUAAAAAUGAUGAUAAAAAACAAGAUAAAGAAACUAAUACUUCUGAUAAUAAAAAUGAAGACUCAAAUUAUGAUAACCCCGCUUCACCAGCCCCAAAUGAUUCAAAUUAUGAUAAUCCAGCUUCUCCAGCUCCAAAUGAUAUACCAGAAGGUAACAUUAAAAGGCCUUCUAGAUUAAUUGCAGAAAAAGAAUAUGAAAAUAAUAGUGAAAAUAAGAAUGAAUAUAAAGAACAAAAUAAAGAAUAUAAUACUUCUGAUAACAACAGUGGUGAUAUUCCUGAAUCUCCAGUCCCAAAUUAUGUACCAGAAGGUAAAUUUAAAAGGUUUUCUAGACUAAUCGCGGAAAAAGAAUCUGAAAAUAAUAGUGAAAAUAAAAAUGAUGAUAAAAAACAAGAUAAAGAAACUAAUACUUCUGAUAACAACAAUGAAGUCUCAAAUUAUGAUAAUCCAGCUUCUCCAGCCCCAAAUGAUUCAAAUUAUGAUAAUCCCGCUUCUCCAGUCUCAGUUGAUAUACCAGAAGGUAACAUUAAAAGGCCUUCUAGACUAAUUGCAGAAAAAGAAUCUGAAAAUAAUAAUAAAAAUAAGAAUGAAGAUAAAAAACAUGAUAAAGAAACUAAUACUUCUGAUAAUAAAAAUGAAGACUCAAAUUAUGAUAACCCCGCUUCACCAGCCCCAAAUGAUUCAAAUUAUGAUAAUCCCGCUUCUCCAGUCUCAGUUGAUAUACCAGAAGGUAACAUUAAAAGGCCUUCUAGACUAAUUGCAGAAAAAGAAUCUGAAAAUAAGAAUGAAGAUAAAAAACAAGAUAAAAAACAAGAUAAUGAAACUAAUAAUUCUGACAAUAACCAUGAUGAUAGACCAGCUACUCCAGCCCCAAACGAUGUACCAGAAGAUAAACCUAAAAGGCCUACUAGAUUAUUCGCAGAAAAGGAAUCUGAAAAUAAUAGUGAAAAUAAGAAUGAAGAUAAAAAACAAAAUAAAGAAUCUAAUACUUCUGACAAUAACCAUGAUGAUAGACCAGCUACUCCAGCCCCAAACGAUGUACCAGAAGAUAAACCUAAAAGGCCUACUAGAUUAUUCGCAGAAAAGGAAUCUGAAAAUAAUAGUGAAAAUAAGAAUGAAGAUAAAAAACAAAAUAAAGAAUCUAAUACUUCUGAUAAUAAAAAUGAAGACUCAAAUUAUGAUAACCCCGCUUCUCCAGCCCCAAAUGAUGAUUCAAAUUAUGAUAAUCCCGCUUCUCCAGCUCCAAAUGAUGUACCAGAAGGUAAAUUUAAAAGGCUUUCUAGACUAAUCGCAGAAAAAGAAUUUGAAAAUAAGAGUGAAAAACAUAUUUCCGGAAAAAAUAAAGCAAAUAAAAGUACGUUUGUAGAAAAUGGACAAAAAUGGAACUUGGAUGAAGAAAGGAAAAGCAUGUUCGAAAAGAUAAAAAAGAAAAAACAAAAAUACAAAAAAAAAUAUUAUGCUUAUGAUAUGAUUGAAAAAAUGGAAUAUUUGAGUUCGCUAUCAGAUGAUGAAUAUUUUACGAAUGAUGGUGCCCCUAAUCAUGCACAAACUAGUAGUGUUCUAGGAAAAUAUUUGAAACAUCCUAAUACUUAUAAUAAAUAUUUAGAUAUUAAUUUAUUUUUCGAUGAAAAACCAUAUCAAUAUAGAAAAGGUAAUUAUUAUUUUAUAAAUCCAUUUCCAUAUAGUAUUAUAAAGAUGAAAAAAAAUGAAGGAUUAUCUAAUUCAGAAAAAAUAAAAUAUGAUGGUGUCUAUUGUUAUUCUCUCUCCUUUAAUAAUUAUUCUUCAUUAACAUAUACAAUUGAAAACUCAUUCAGAAAUGUAAAACCAAUAGAAGAAAUAAUACCAGGCACAUUAACAGGUUUUAAAAGUGAUGACGGAUAUCAAAAAAUGCUUACUCCAAUGUUUGUUGAACAGGAUAUGUUCUUACAUUGUGCAUUUAAGAAUGAAUAUGAUGAAAUAGAAAAUAAAAUAGCAUCAUUUCCUGUUAAAAUAUUUUUAAAAAAAAAUUUAAACAAAACAAAAGGGUGUUCUUUUCAAAUAAAUAAAAAUGGUUCGAUAUAUAAAGAAUAUGCAGAAAGGGAAUCAUUUUUAAGUAAAAAAGUUAUAUUGAAUGAUGAAAGUACCAGUAACGAAUGUGAUAUCACAGCUACAAAUGAAAUUAUUGGUUUUCAAUGUGGACCCCCAUACAAAUAUUAUACCAACGACAGUAAUACGAGUUAUAUUGAUAAGAUUUUUUUUAAUACUGUGAAUAAUGAAGAUAUAAAAAUUGGUGAAUAUUUUAAAGUUGAACCUGCACAUUGUUUUGAAGAAGUUAAUGCAAAUGAACAUAUUGAAGAUAUUGCCCCAGGUAGUUUCCCUUUCCCGAAUUUUGAAAUGAUAAAUGGAGGUUUAAAAUCACAUCAUACAAGGUAUAUAAAGUUAAAAAUAAGAGAUCCAAAUGCAAUUAUAUCAUGUUAUUGCAACUAUUAUAAUAAUGGGAAAAUAAUUUAUUCAGGUAUAAUGACUAUAAAUGGUAAAAAAAAAUAUAAUGAUCAAUCAUAUUCGGAUUAUCCACCUCAAGACAUUAAUAAAACAAGCGAUAAUGCAAAAGGAACUGGUCACAAAACAAUUAAUUCAAAUAAAAAAAGUAAAAUUGAUAAUACGGAAAAUUAUGAUAAUGACUAUAAAUAUUUUUUUAAUUUCUUGCCAUAUUAUAAUCCAUAUCUCAUGCAAUAUAAAAAGCAGCCUGAAUACGUUGUGAAAAAUGAUUUCAUAUAUGAUAGUAAGUAUAGCGACACAAAUAAUGAUGAAUUUUUAAAAAAAAUUAAAAAUAAUUUGUCCGACUUAAAACUCACUGAUAACAAUGAGUAUAUUCAUGAUAUGGAUGAUAAUUUAAGAUAUAAAUACGAUAAUAGAGAUUCUAACGUGUACCCAAUCAGUGAAUAUGAUCUAGAAAAUCAUUUUGAUAGCGACGUGUUGUCAGAUUCUUAUGGACACACGUUUAAUGAUGAUUAUAUAAGUCCACAUAGUAACUCAUAUUAUGAAGAAAAUACGUAUAACUCAGAUGACAUUUUCUCUAAUUAUGAUGACGUUAAUAUUGAAGCUGAAUAUGAAGAAUUUGAACCAUUGCAAAAUAAUGUAACUUUUCAAGAUAAUAAAUCCUAUGAAGAUAAAUCUCAAUCUAUUAUAGUAAUCAAUAAAUCAAAAAAUGUUAAUCUUUAUAUUCCCAAAAAUAAAAUAAAAAAUAAAUCGGAAUAUACAAAAAAUAAUGAAGAUAUAGAAGAUAAUAAAAAGAAAGAUGCGCUCCUUAAAUAUUUAUUAUUAACAUACGAAGAAACACCAGAUAAAAAUGAAAAAAUGAAUAAAAAAUUAAAAUUAUUUAAAGAAUAUUUCCCGUCUUCACCAAACCAUAAUAUAUUUGUAGAAGAAAAAGAAAAUGAUAAUACAUCAAAUAAAAUAAAAAGUAUAUUUGAUAAUCAAGAAAAAUCAAUAGAAUCAUUAAGUGGGGAACAAAUCAAUGGUGAAAUAGAAGUAUCUGAAAAUGAUUCUACUUUAGAUCAUAAUAAAUCUUAUAAUUACGAUAAUACAAAUAGCAACAAUCAUGAAAAUAAUAAUGCUGGUGUGAAUAAUGCUGAUGUGAAUAAUGAUGGUGUGAAUAAUGAUGGUGUGAAUAAUGCUGGUGUGAAUAAUGCUGGUGAGAAUAAUGCUGGUGUGAAUAAUGCUGGUGAGAAUAAUGCUGGUGUGAAUAAUGCUGAUGAUAAUAAUGCUGAUGAUAAUAUUGAUGACGAUACAACAAAUUUUAUUAUGGAUAAAAUUUUACAUGAUUUGUUUGGACAUAAUGAAUACGAUGGCAAUAAAGAAGAAAAUCCAAAAAACAAGAAAAUAUAUCAAACUAAAAUUAAUACAAUAGAAAAUGAAGAAGACGAUGAAGAAGAGGAAGAGGAAGAAGAAGAUUUAAUUGAAAAGGAUGGAGAAUUAGAGAAAGAAGGCAUUGUUCCAAGAAGAAAACAAAAAAGAGUUACCAAAAUUUAA